AUGGUUGAAUUGGUUCCGUUUCUGGUUCUGGUUCAGGCUCAGGCUCAGGCUCUAAAUCUAGAUGCUGUUGGAAAUAAGGGUGAUGAAAAGGAAAGGUUGGGUCUUGGUAUUGAUAGUGUUUAUGAGAAGAGUUUUGUUCAUCGUCUUCUUCUUGCUCAUUUGGAACAUGGUGGUGAGGGUGCUGUUGGUUGUGUUGAUGAUGAUAAAGAGGAUGGUGAUUUGUUCUGGGAGGAUCCAGACUCAGACCCUUAUUGUGUUUAUCUUCUUCCAGCUUUUAACACAACACUACUAUACUAA
Molecule: messenger RNA, 297 nt
Organism: Vicia faba (fava bean)
Lineage: Eukaryota; Viridiplantae; Streptophyta; Magnoliopsida; Fabales; Fabaceae
Source: the annotation of a GenBank genome assembly